CUUGGGAGGAAGUUGCUGUUUCGACCAAUAGUAGCGAGCAACGCAACUUUAGCGGGGAAUUCGGUCUGUGUGGUCAGAUAACCUGUUCGCGGGAAAGGCAUCCUGCAGCAACACGGGGGAAAAGCCUACCGGCUAGCGAUCUGACAAACCUCUCAGAAUUAUUAUAGGGAAUAAAUUCAGAUUGUCAUCUUCUAGAGUGAAGAGAUGCUUUUCCGCUCUAUUGUCGACAGAGGAGUGGGCAUACGGAGGCAGAAUGCCCGCCCCGCAGAUCUUUGGCCCAGGUACCCUCUAAGCUCUCUGCUACAAGGCUACCAGUGUGUUCGCCAUGAUGAGCACAUCUCGUACGGGAACGGUGACUCUGUGCCACCAUUUGGAUUGGCUUUCGCCUCUGCUGGUGACCUGCAGAAUGUCCUUGCAGCAGCUAAUGAAGAGGGCAUUGUUAGGAUCUACAACACAGAGAGUCAAGACAACCCCAUUCUUAAAGAAUGGCUGGCUCAUGACAAUGCUGUCUUUGAUAUUGCCUGGGUACCAGGGGAGCCUCAGUUGGUGACUGCUGCAGGUGAUCAGAUGGCCAAGCUGUGGGAUGUGAAGUCAGGAGAUCUGUUAGGCAGUUUCAAGGGCCACCUCUGCAGUCUCAAAUCUGUUGCGUUCACGCCACAGGAGAAAGCUGUAUUCUGUACUGGAGCCAGAGAUGGAAAUAUUAUGAUUUGGGACACCAGGUGCAGCAAAAAAGGUGAAUUCUACAGACAAGUGAACCAGAUAAGUGGUGCUCACAACAAAGCAGAGACAAACACCCCCUAUAAAACAAAGAGGAGACGGAGCAGCAUGCGUGGGAUGGCUCCUAGUGUGGAUACCCAGCAGAGUGUCACAGAGGUUUUGUUUCGGGAUCAACACACCCUCAUCUCUUCAGGGGCUGUUGAUGGAGUAAUCAAGAUGUGGGAUCUGAGAAAGAACUACACUGCACACCGGCAGGAUCCUUCUCCACUGCAGACGUACCCAUACCCGGGUUCUUGCACACGCAUGCGACUGGGUUAUUCUGGACUUGUUCUGGACUCCACAAGAUCCAACGUCAUGUGUAACUGCACUGAUGAUAAUAUCUACAUGUUCAAUGUCAGUGGAAUAAAAACAACUCCAGUGGCAGUUUUCAGUGGCCACCAGAACAAAACAUUUUACAUAAAGUCCACUGUUAGCCCAGAUGACCAGUUCUUGGCCAGUGGCUCAAGUGACAGUCACACAUACAUCUGGAAGAUCUUGGAUCCUCAACAUCCUCCCAUGAUGCUUCAAGGGCAUAGUGAGGAAGUGACAUCUGUUGCAUGGUGCCCAACAGAUUUCACUAAGAUUGCUUCCUGUUCUGAUGACCACACUGUAAGAAUCUGGAGGCUUCACCGGGAAAUGGAUGGAGUGCAGUCUUUAGUGGAAAAUGCAAACCUUGUGGGUUGGGCACGUCCUAAGUCUCCCACAAAGUCUAUAAACAGAACUGAGACAACUCCUGCCAAAACCCAGAGGACAGAAAGUCUUGUAGGCCUGACCUCACCCCAGCUAGCUGCCUGUGCUCCCAGUGGGGCCUCCCUUCCUCUACCCUCAAGCACCCCUUCACCUAUCACGUCUCAGGACACAAAGGCUGCUGCUGGUCGCCAAAGAACAUCACCUUCUAUCAAACAGUGGUUAUCCCCAAGCCAUGGGUCUCCUGGGCAGCUCAGCCCUCCUCUGCACAGGGUGCUGAGCCUGGAGAGCAGCUCCUCUCCCCCAGAACGACAGGCUAAGCGCAGGCUGGAGACCAAUGACAGUGCACCUGCAGACUGUGAGCAUGCACAACAGUGUGACUGUGUUACUGAACUUUACCCUCCGACCAAGAGAAGCCACGUCCUGUCAAGUAUCAGCUGUGGUCAGGAGUGCCAGGUACAAACAGAAUGUCACACAGAGGACAAGCAGGCCUCAUCUAGACAGACGGGCAAGGAGAAUUCCACCCCCAGAGCGAUGGACUGGUUGUCCGCGGUGGGCCAAAAGAUGAGCAAAGGCCAAAGAAGCCCGAGAAGCCCCAGAAGUCCCAGUGCCUCUAAGAAACAAGAAGGCAAGACACCAGCUUCACCGACAAGCCACUCACCCCAAAGCAUGAAAAAAAUCUCCACAUAUUUCAUCAGAAGGCCUCUGGAGUGAUCUACUUGGACAGACCAGAUGUCCCGUGCUUUUGUUCAAAAUGCUGUUUUUAUUUUGUGUAUUUUUAAGGGGGAUAGACAGACUAUACUCCCCCCAAAAGCACUGAGAAGAGGAACCUGUACUGUUCAGAGAUUGACAGAGGCAUUGUGAAAAUGUGAUGCUACAUUUUUUUUACUAUACAUCCAGAGAGGCUGCUUUUCUAUUUUAAUUGGGUCAUAGGUUUUGCCUUGUACACAGUUUUCUGGUGCUGUGCAGAGAGAGAUGUCGCAUGUUCCUGGGUAAAUUUUUCAUUUUACUCAACUCUGACAACUCUAAGAGAUUCAUUAGCAUUUAAUACAAGUCCUCAUUUAAUAAUACAUUUGUAAAUGUGGCUGGCCAGGUAUUAAUCCUCAACUGCAAAAAAAAAAAAAAUUGUCCACAGGUGUGAAUAUUUUCAUUUCUGAAAACAAUCCCCAUUCAUUUGGUUCACAUCUUUGAUUCCUUUCAUGAGCUUUACUAAUAUUAAAAUAUAAGCUGGACACAGAUGUGCUCAGUAACAGUAAGAGUGUAAGCAAACCAUUUAUAUUGCCAUCUAUUUGUGUGUGUUUUUUUUCAUGCAUGAGUUUUUUUUUUGUCUCUGUGUUGCCCAAACAUUUUUUCUUGAGCAAAUACUUAUGUUGUUUAUAUGUACAAAAUAACCAGUGGAUGUUACUUGGUUUAUUUGUAUUUUAUUGACAAAUUUUCUGUGCUCAGAUUUUAUUAAAUUCAAAAUACUUUUGAAUGGGUGUGGGAUGUUAUUGGUUGCAUAUUAUCAUUGUGAUCAAUAUGUUUGUGUAAUUAACAGUGCCUGGCAA
Molecule: messenger RNA, 2990 nt
Organism: Monopterus albus (swamp eel)
Lineage: Eukaryota; Metazoa; Chordata; Actinopteri; Synbranchiformes; Synbranchidae
Gene: dtl
Product: denticleless E3 ubiquitin protein ligase homolog (Drosophila)
Exons: 15
Coding region: 205-2157 (650 amino acids)
Biological process (GO): proteasome-mediated ubiquitin-dependent protein catabolic process; mitotic G2 DNA damage checkpoint signaling
Cellular component (GO): nucleus
Molecular function (GO): protein binding; protein-macromolecule adaptor activity
Source: RefSeq, a predicted model, not a curated record